CUCAAGUUCUGUUGUUGUCGCGCGGCGCGCCGCUCGCGGUGAUAACGCGAUGCAAUGCCGGCCUGCGCACGCGCACAGCUUUAAGCUCGCUCCGACGAUCUGCACCCCCGUUAUGGAAUGGAUAGUAUCGAGUGCCACUGACUCCUAUGGAUAUUGUGAUUAAAAACGUAGUGAUAACGAAUGUGAAAACUAUUGUGCUCUCAAUAAGCGCGAUCGCAACGGAUUUUUAUUAAACUUUUUGAUUUUUUUUCUGUUGGAAAAGUGCUUUUUGAUACCGAUUUAAAAUCGGAUCCGUCGAGGCAUCUUUAAUAUUUUCUUCUGUACGAAAGAGUACGAAAACCGCCGCCAAACUGUCUACCGCAAAUGAGAUUAUACCGAGCUACCACGUCGAAGCGCUAAUAGGUCGGUGGCGCACGAGCCCGAUGAGCGCGUGCGCUGCGGCCGCCAUGCGCGAAAAGCACGCGGCGCCGCGCCGCCUCGCCUCCCCGCCGUCCUCUCCGCUCGAGCACCACGCCAGCCCCCUCGGCUCACCCCGUGCCGACGAACCCUUGGACCUCAGAGUCACACACAAGCGCCCCCAGCGGCUAGAAGAUGAAAACUGCAACUUGAUCACUCCUUCUCCACCGCCACACCCCACGCACCCUGCGCAUCCGGCGCACCCAGCGCUGCUACAAUUCUGCAGGCGGUUACCUCUGGCCUUGCCAGCCUCCUUUGGACGAUACCCUUUCUUGCCCGCUGCGGCCGCGACCCUGCUCGCUCCGGGCGCACCCAGACCUCCACCGGUCCCUCCGAAUCCAGGAGUCAACAGAGCCCGUGACCGCUACACGUGCUCUUAUUGCGGGAAAGCAUUCCCUCGUAGUGCGAAUUUAACUCGACAUUUAAGGACGCAUACCGGCGAACAGCCGUAUCGGUGCAAGUAUUGUGAACGCUCCUUUUCAAUAUCGUCAAAUUUACAACGACACGUGAGAAAUAUUCACAACAAAGAGAGACCGUUCCGCUGCCGUCACUGUGAUCGCUGUUUCGGACAGCAGACGAAUCUAGACAGGCAUUUGAAGAAACAUGAAGCGGAAAAUGGAGACGAUAGUCGCAGGAGAUCCCCUGAAGAGACUUAUUUCGAAGAAAUUAGAUCGUUUAUGGGCCGCGUUGCGCCCGCCCGACGCACUGCGGCCGCCGCGGCGGCGAGCGCCCCAGAUCAUACCUGAUAGCGGCCCUAUAAACUUAAUCAACACUAUAUCUGGUCGGUGUAUCCAAAUGACUUUGUAUUACACAAAUUCGCCCUCAGCCUUUGGCAUUGUGAGUUGUUGUGAUUGAUUAGUAUUAGCGCCAAUGGUUCCAACUUUACUUCUUCUCUUCUCUUUUCACAUAUUC
This is a messenger RNA of Colias croceus (clouded yellow), 1368 nucleotides long. Its product is annotated as transcription factor hamlet-like. Lineage: Eukaryota; Metazoa; Arthropoda; Insecta; Lepidoptera; Pieridae. Bases 423 to 1202 code for a protein of 259 amino acids. The transcript has 3 exons. Gene Ontology annotation, molecular function: DNA-binding transcription activator activity, RNA polymerase II-specific; RNA polymerase II cis-regulatory region sequence-specific DNA binding. Gene Ontology annotation, cellular component: nucleus. The record is from RefSeq and is a predicted model, not a curated record. Gene Ontology annotation, biological process: regulation of transcription by RNA polymerase II.